AUGGUGUUUCCAUUAGUGGAGAAUCAACAACCAGGUACAGAGCAAGAUGAUGAUUGGCAAAAGAACGUCUGGUUGCUGGAGAUGAACUCAAACCCAUCUUUGCAGAGAAACUGUGAGAUCCUCAAAACUGUCAUCCCCAAAGUAAUGAAUGAAGCUCUUGAUUUGGUGCUUGAAAUAUUCAGAAAAUCUUCCAAUGGAAUGUGUGUCUUGCCACUUGACACACAGAAAGAAUUUGUCCUGUUGUAUAAUGGCUCCCCCAAGGAGCCAUUUCUGAAAUCAUUUAAAGACAAGCUAGAAUACAAGAUAUCAGAAAGAGCAACAAUUCUGAAACGUCCUCAGCAUUCCGAGAACAGACCACAGCUAAAAGUUGUGACGAGUAUAGAGUUGAUGACAACAACGGAUCCUAUCUCAAUUCAGACAAGACUUGUACCCAAUUUUACCUCACUGAUCCAUCAAGGGCAAUUGCCACAACAUUUGCGUUCUGCCAGGAAUAGAAGCAACAGUGACGUCCCGUCUCGUGAUCACCAAGCCGGAGCCUCCUCAGAUGAACAGAGUCAGCAGAAGCACGCUCCAGAGUUAGGUCUAUCCAAGCGGAGGACAAUGGCUCCACAGUUAGGGCCAGCAGGCAUUAAGCAACAUUCUGCUGGCCCUCACCUGCGUAAGAGUCUGCAGGACAACCUCCUCACGUUUAACGCUUCCUUUCAUUCUCUGAUCAUCACCAGGAACCAGCUUAGUUCCAAGAAGGUCGUACCAAAAGGAACGGAGAUGAAGAUUGACUCUAAAGCAAUCCACACGUGACCUGGCACUGUCAACAAUGGCAGGGAGUGCUCUUUUUACAGUUAAUGUCGAAAUUAAAAUCAAAUGUUUUUCAUAAAAUGUUCUGAAUGUUUAAUUAGCUUUGCCAGAGGUGAGUCAUAGACUAUUCCAUGUUUGACAAUGUGAAGUUAAAAUAUCCUUUGGGUGCAUUAGUUACUCAUUUAUAAUGAA
Amblyraja radiata (thorny skate) is the source of this 987-nucleotide messenger RNA. RefSeq lists its product as uncharacterized. The transcript is spliced from 3 exons. Bases 1 to 798 code for a protein of 265 amino acids. Gene Ontology annotation, molecular function: protein-glycine ligase activity, elongating. NCBI's taxonomy places the organism in Eukaryota, Metazoa, Chordata, Chondrichthyes, Rajiformes, Rajidae. Gene Ontology annotation, biological process: protein polyglycylation. The record is from RefSeq and is a predicted model, not a curated record.